Molecule: messenger RNA, 1188 nt
Organism: Schizosaccharomyces cryophilus OY26
Lineage: Eukaryota; Fungi; Ascomycota; Schizosaccharomycetes; Schizosaccharomycetales; Schizosaccharomycetaceae
Product: transcription elongation factor TFIIS
Exons: 3
Coding region: 158-1051 (297 amino acids)
Biological process (GO): transcription elongation by RNA polymerase I; regulation of mRNA 3'-end processing; transcription elongation by RNA polymerase II
Cellular component (GO): nucleus
Molecular function (GO): zinc ion binding; RNA polymerase II transcription regulatory region sequence-specific DNA binding
Source: RefSeq, a predicted model, not a curated record
GCGAUAUUUCUGAAUGCAUAAGUUUCUACCUACCACUACUCUAGUCCAAGAGGUUGGAAAAUACAGAAUAGUUGUUAGCCAAAGUGAGUUUGGUUUGGUAAAGGCAUAAUUAAAUGCAUAUAUAUUGCUGGUCCGUCUAAAAUCAGUAAAUAGCACGAUGGAUUCAGAAGAAAUUCGAUCUGCCAAGGCUUCCUUGGAAAAAGCCAUUCAAUCUAAGAAUACGGAGACAAUGCUCGACAUCAUGAGCCGUUUGAGAACAGGCGUCGUUGCUACUGAGGAAUUAUUAAAGGAAACCAGGCUCGGUCUAGUAGUAGGAAAGCUACGAUCUUACCCAAAUGAAAAAGUUAAUGAACUUGCACGCGAUAUUGUUAAAAAAUGGAAAACCGAUGUGAGCAGAGGCAGACCACUAAAAGCUACAACCACUGGUGGUACCAAUGGUGCUUCUCCAGCUUCUAAAGGAGCAGGCAUUGGAACCCCAACUCAAAGACAAGCUCAAAGCCAGUCCUCUAAUGGACAACGUACUUUUAAAAGUGACAAUGUUGACGUUAAUUUGACAGAUGAUAAAAUCCGCAACAAUUGUGUUGGUCUUAUAUACAAUGCCUUGGCAAUGGACACGGACGCCGAUUCUUCCGUGAUUUUGAAACGUGCCGUUGCUAUUGAUGCACAAGUUUUAGCUCGUGCUUCCGGAAAUACAGGGUCUGAGUAUCGUAAUCGAAUGCGGUCGCUAUAUAUGAAUUUAAAAGAUAAAAGUAACCCAAAGCUUCGUGCUUCUGUUAUAUCUGAAGAUAUAAGUGCACAACGCCUAAGCAACAUGAACUCUGCAGAACUUGCUUCCGAAGACCGCCGUAAAGAGGAUGCUAAGCUUGAACAAGAAAACCUGUUUCAUGCUCAAGGUGCUAAACCUCAAAAGGCUAUCACCGAUCUGUUUACGUGCGGAAAAUGUAGGCAAAAGAAGGUUUCCUAUUAUCAAAUGCAAACCAGAUCUGCAGAUGAACCUAUGACGACGUUUUGUGAAUGUGUCGUUUGUGGUAAUCGGUGGAAGUUCUCAUAAUUUUCUUGGUACGAUAACUAAAUUCCUAAAUAAAAAUAGUAAAUUUCACCUGCGUUAAUUAGAAUAAUUCUACUUAGCCAUAGGUUCUUUAUGCAGGCUUGUUUCUUAUCUCUUGUCAUUAUUUUCACGAUGUAGUC